AUCACAACUGAAACUGAACUUCUUCAGCAACAAAUUGGUAGCGUUCAGAACCAUUUACCAUGUAUCUGUCCAUCAUAGUUAGGGAUACUUACGAUCACGUUCACUGUCACGGCAAGAACUGACGCGUUAGUUUUCUAGUUGAUUUACUGUUAAAUUUUACACGUAAAAUUUAUAAAACAAAUGCUAUCUAUUUUAUUUAAAACACCUAUAAAAUCAACAAAAAAAAACUUUAAAACAACAACCAAGCCGUGUCUAUUUUAAUCGCUGUCCGUUGAAGAACACCAAAGAGAGAGAUGAAUACCAGAUCUAGAACGAAAUCGCAAUGAUAAUGAGAAUGUGAUGAUGUAGGGAGGACGAAAACGAAGAUGAUGAUGAAGAUGAAGAUGAUGUUGUUGGGUAAACAGGCUGGAUUUGUUAGGCCUGCACCCAUGAGUUGAAUUUGAAUUUGAAUAUGAAUAUGAAUUUUUAAACGAGUUUUGUGAGUUUUGAUGUUCUAUUUUCGUUCGUUAAAUCUCGCAGGACCUGGAGAGAGAGAGGCAAACCUAUAGCAAACUAUUGUUAAGGACAUUUAACUGAGAGCCAAUUAUUUAUAUCCUUCUAUAUACACAAUAUUUAUCGUUAUGCAUAUCUAUCGUUCGUUACUCAAUUUCAAUUUCAAUAUUAAUUAUGAUUAUCAGUUAUGAGUUAUCAAUAUUAUUGCAAGUUAUCGAGAGUUAGGCUAAUAACAGAGAAACAUUAAGUUCAUUCACUCAAAUUGUUUAAUGCGAAUUUACAUAACUUAAUCACCACCACCACAACCACAACCACAACCACAACUUUCUGCUUAUGAACUAUCAGCGUUAUAAACCACCCAAAACAAACAGAACAACAACCCAAUAUGAUAUCUGAAAUAUGAAGAAACGAUCAAACAACCAACCCAGUGUUUCUAGUUAAUGCGUUUCGAAACUUCGAGGAGGAUCCUCUUUUCCCCCCGGGGUGAUAUUUGGUGAUGGGGGGGUGGAUGAUUUUAGUUUGAUUAAGGUACCCAGAACCACUAGUACCCAGGCUGAUCGGAAAAAGCCACACAUUAUAUACUAUGUACUUACACUAACUACUCAACACGAGCACACACCAUACACCAUACACCAUACACACCAAUUCAUUUCAAAAUGCAACAUGCCACAAGUUGUUAAAUGCGAAUCGAAUCUUUACUUCAGUAUAAAUUAAGCUAUACACGGCAAGAUGAAAAAAUUCUAAAAAGUUUUUAACCCGGUCAGAAAUAUUAACAAAAAAAAAAAAAGAAAGAAACUGUUAAAAAAAGAAUAGAAAACAAGUAACUGUUUUUAUACAACAUACCUAGAUGAUGAUACGAUGACGAAGUCUUGGAAUAAAGCAUAAGCGAGUCGUCUUGAAAAAACAACAACUAAGCAAUUGCAGUUUGACUUUCUCAGGGAAGGGGUUUGAAGUUUGGAGCUUGGGCUAUUGUACAUACAUACAUACAUACAUACAUAUAUGUGACUCAGCUGAGCCGUGCCGGAAACCAGUUACAGGUCAAAACAAAACCACCGAUAAAGCUGGGGAGCCAACAAAGCGGAGCGCAGUGGCAAACUCCCCACACUUGGCCAAGUCGAUGGCCAAAGCCGAAACCUUCGUGCGACCAGUUUCCAGUCGAGUUUCGAGGCGCACGCAUGCGCACUACGAUGUGAAAGUCAGCCACGAUUGCCACAUCCGAUUGAAAAUUACUUUUGCAAGUAAUCUGGUUAUUGCGGAAGGGAAAACCAGAACUAUGGAUCAAGCGGGACACAUUUUGUGGUUCACGGCGGCCUGUUGGAUUGCAUCAUCUAUAAGUGCCGCUGAUGCACAGCAUCUGAUCGCGUAUAUCUCGCAAAGUGGUCUGCAUGGAGAGAUUACUUUUCGGCAAGUGAAUGCUACCACGGUGGAAAUCAAGGCUAAUCUGGAGGCCACGCUGCAGUAUCCCGAUCAAGUGUGGAGUUGGGGAGUGCGCCGAUUCCCAGUGGAUUACACAAAUAUCGAUCCCCAAGAUCGUUGCGAACUGAGUCGGCUGGGCUCCCAGGUUGUAAGCUUCGAUGAGGAUCUGGAGUAUCUGGUGCUCCCCGGAAAUGAAACGUCCACGUGGGAGCGCAAUAUGCAGCUGAUUGGAGAUCGUGGAAUAUGGGGCAAGUCCUUAGUGCUGACGGAGAUUAACUCAAAUGCGCGGAUUUGCGCCACCAUAACCACCAUUCAAAGUUCCGUAGAGCAUAUGGCGGAGGCGCGUUUCAACACACCCAUUGCCGGAUCCGUUCACUUCCGUUGGUUGGCUCCGGCAGAGGGAGCUGUUGGGGAUACGUUAAUUUACUCCGAUCUGUACCACAUUAGGGAGCAACCACCGGCUUUGGGGGACGAUAAAAGUAAAGCGGCAUCUUUUACCCAGCAUCACUGGAAGAUCUAUGUGACUGAUAUCUUUAAGCAUGAUCACCAUCGCACCGAGGAUAACUGCAACUUUCUGCAGCUGGUUUUUGAUCCUCAAGGUGGUGGAGCAGGAAAUGGAAUUGGUGAUCUAGAUGCUCGUCUUGGAAGGAUUGGGGUGGCCAAGAAUGCUCUUCGUUCGCCCCAGCGCAGUGUUUUUAGAGAUGCUCAGCUGGCUCUGUUGCCCUCGGAUCUCACUAUUCCGCACAGGACCCUCUACCUGGUGCUUUUCGAUAACCAGCAUCCGGAUUCUUACCUGGCAUGCACUAAGAUUCGUCAUGUCCAACCGCUGACCUACAAAACUUUCAUCAACUCCGGGGGAGUCAAGGGAGAAGUAACCUUCAUGCAGCGCUCCAAAUUCGACCCAACUUUCCUCAAUUUCACCUUGGGUGCACCGCUUUCUCAGCAUGUGAGUCGCAAGUUUGCCGAAGACGUGGCCGCCUUUCGGAUUCACAGUCUGCCGCCAGUACCACAAAGGAUGGGUCACGAGGACUAUUGUUUCACCACUGGGGAGAUGCACAAUCCUCGUGAGAUAAGCGACAAUAUUCCGCCUCCCGGUUAUGGAACCCAGGAGCAGUAUCCCUUGGGCGAUCUCUCUGGAAAACUGCAGGGACGCAAUAAGGAUUACUGGCAUCAGUAUGUCCUUCCUGGAACGAGUUCGGAGUUGAAUGGCCUCUACUGGGAUGUCUUCCUGCCACUUCAAGGACGUCAUAGCAUAUAUCAGAGGAGUCUGGUCAUAUACACCUUCAACAGAACUGAUGUCUCUAACAUUACGAAGAAUAUAUGGGGCUGUUCCAGCCUGGGGCAAUAUCAGAAAAAUGGCAUCUAUCAGCAGAAUAUGGUUACGGCUCAGGUUCUUUUCCGCUAUCCGGUGGUGGGUCGUGUGAUCUUCCGACAGCCGGCGGAGCAGCCUUGGCAGGACACCUCUGUGUUGUUUGAGUACCUUAUCCAAGCGGAUGGUUCCACCCAGAAUACCACGUAUGAGCACCGCUGGGCCAUACACAGCAAUGCGCCUGGAAAGGACUUUUACGAUUGGCAGCAGCGUUGCAUUUCCGCAGGACCAGUCUAUAAUCCCUACCGAGUGGAUUGGGGCAAUCGUAGUGUGGAUGACUUCUGCCAACCCAAUUUACCCUCCAUGUGCCGAAUGGGAGCCAUGGAUGCGAGAUCGGGCAGACUCACCAUCGCUGGGGGCAGAAGGGUUGCCCAGAAAAUCAGCAGGAGGAUGUUUGUAGACGGUAAUCUACCACUAUCUGGUCGGCAUGGCAUCCUGGGGAAAUCCCUAGUGAUAUAUGAGGAUAGUGGUCCGAAAGCCAGGGGCGAACGAUUGGCCUGCUCCGCGGUCAUCGGACAUUUCCGCCGGAAAGUGGUGGCCAAGGAGUGGUAUGCCAACGGAGAUCCUUUAACUGUGAGUGGUCGAGUGGAAAUCACCCAGCAAUCGGAGUACGAUAUCACCAAUGUGGAGGUGCAACUUAAGGGACUGCAGGACAACACAGGCUAUCAUAUUCACAGGACCCCUGUGGAAGCCAAUCUGGCUUUUCCCUGCGAGGCCUCCACUUUGUAUGGCCACUGGAAUCCUUUCGAUGUCAGUCCAAAGUCAUCACCACCUCCUAGAAGGGGCACCACCGACCAGUACGAGAUGGGAGAUUUAAGUGGAAAAUUUGGAGGCCUUGAAGGGGUCACUCAGUUCGAGGAUGCCUACAACGAUACGAAUCUUCCGCUCUUUGGCUACAACAGCAUUAUUGGUCGAUCUGUGGUUAUCCAGAAGAAACAAAAGAACGCGAGAUGGGCCUGCAGUACCCUAGAGCGUGGCUAUAGUCCCAGUGAGGCCAGGGAGCUCAGAGCCAUUGCCUCUUUCCAUCAUCCUACGGGCUAUGCCUAUGGUUACAUUAAGAUGACGCAGCUGAUCCACAAUGAUGGCAGCCAAUCGGAGACGGUGAUCGAGGUAAAACUACGGCAUCCGGGAAAAAACGAUAGGAACUCUACGAGGGACCACAAUUGGCAGAUCUUCGUCAAUCCCGUGGGCGUGGAUGCAGCCGUAAAGCCCACAAUCACACGUUGUGUGGCUGGCGGAUACGUCUGGAAUCCGUACUACACACAGCUGGCAGAUCCUCUUAAUCUGGAUCUGUAUGAGCAGGAGUGCAGUCCAGAUAAUCCUUUGCGCUGCUACGUGGGCGAUGUGGGCGCUCGUUUGGGCACUAUAGACCUCGGAGGGCAACGCGUAGUCCUAACCGACUCCAACUUUCCCUUGGAAGCUCCUGUAGGAGCCAUUGGACGAUCCAUUGUCAUAUUUGGACCCGAUCACUCCCACGAGCGCUUUGCCUGUGCAAAUAUAGAACCCGAUCACAAUGUAAUUAAGUACAUUAACCUGCAAAAACCACCCCGCUUCGUGGUUGCCCAGUUUCUGGAGGAAUUGCGAUCCGUUAUGGGAAUCCCAGAGUGGAUGUUGGAUGUAGACGCCCGUAAGACCAAGGAACUGCAUGGCGGCGCCUGCAUCCAGAUGAUUAUCCAUUUCAAGGGACCACUGGCCCAUCGCCUGGAGUUGGAUAUGUCCCGAUUGAUAGCCGCUGGGAGAUUGGAUGCCCCCAGUCUAUUUAUUCCAGGUUAUGUGAACCAAAAGCGAAAGGCCACCAUUUCAUAUCGCACCUGUGGAGUUAGGGAUACCAAUGAGAAGCGUACCAAAAACAUCAGGGGUGGUUUUUAUUCCACAAGCUCAGCUCCAACCGAACCAAAGCCUUUCAUUUUAUCUUUCGUAGUCAUCGGCUUAGCCCUUAGGUUCCUAUAAAUUGUAAAUAUAAUAUAGUGUUUUAUUGAAAAAUCUGUUUGUAUAUUUUUGUUCUAAAAAACUUAUAUCGAUUUUAAAUGGUUUUAGUCACUAGCUUAGCAUCUAGAUGUUUGUAAAAUUGAGGGCUUAAGCUCAAUGAACAUUAAUUUAAUAAUUCAUGUAAAUAUUCCAUUAAAAAUUGUCUAUAAUCUGUACAGUAAUUAUUAUUGCAAUAUUUUUAAUUAAAUUAUAUUCCUGGCUCCCAAA
Molecule: messenger RNA, 5473 nt
Organism: Drosophila elegans
Lineage: Eukaryota; Metazoa; Arthropoda; Insecta; Diptera; Drosophilidae
Gene: Rsod
Exons: 10
Coding region: 1610-5227 (1205 amino acids)
Biological process (GO): superoxide metabolic process
Molecular function (GO): metal ion binding
Source: RefSeq, a predicted model, not a curated record